UGAUAAUAUAACGUUGUAAAUCACGUGCUAGUUUGAUGUAGCGUGAGGGAACACAAGCUCUACACCAUGGACAAGACUUCACUCAAGUGUUUCAGGGCAAUGUUGGCCGGUAUUUUCCUUUUGGCUCUCUUUGGAACGGCACGAGCGGCCCUAAAUAUAAUGGGGAUGCCGAUGUCCGUUCACCCUGUGGGAGAUGUUAUGGACUUUUCAAUGGGAAAAAAACAGCGAUGCAGAAGAGCAAUGUGAUGAUGACGAUGGCGAUGGCCCAGAUAAGGAAAAAGAAGGCUCUCCUGGGGCCUGCUUGGACGUGAAGCCUUCAGCCUGGACACUCAGUAACAUGUACCGAGACCAGCCUCUGUAUAUGAACUUCAGGCCGAGGACCGAAGAAGCUAUGCUCAUAGACAAUAUUUGCUACACAUUCUUCCCACUGCCGGACGAUCAGUUUACCUACGUUAUGUACAGUUCUACUGUCUACCGGGAUGGUUCUAAUCUUAUUGAAUCUGACAUUGUGACUGAUGUCCAGCUUGGUAUCUUCAGAGCUGCAAGUCCAUACUGUACUUAUAAGGAUCACGUACUUGGAUACGCUGGCUGUGACACGUUCGUUAUGUACAGAUGUUAUCUCUCUAAUGAUUGCAGAAGCAAAGUCGCCUUGUACACGUUCGGUCUGUCCCAAAGCUGCAAGCAGAUCUCCAUCUCUUGUUUGCAAAAAAUCGAAGACAUCAUCCAAGGCAACGGCAUCCCAGAACAAGACUACGUUGCUCUCCCCAUGCGAUUGCCAACUAAAUGUGUGUUUGAACCUGUGUGCACAUUCCAAGAAGAAGUUGAGUUCUUCAACACAGUAGGGUUCACCGAGCUUAGCAUUCCUACAGAAGUCUUCACUUUACAAGAAGAAAUUAUUCCCAUUAUCGAAGAAGUAGAAGUUAUUGCUCCGGUUAUACCAACCUCGCCCGCUCCAAUUCCGUUCCGUCCUGAUUACAUCGGCUACCCAUACAGUGGCUACGAUAACUUCUAUCCAAGAUCAGGAUAUCGAAACUUCAACCAUUACAGCCCCUAUUACUAACCACAAAACAUCAUCGUCUAUCACCAUAAUUUAAGCAAUAAACUAAAACAAAAUCAAACUACUUAUUAAUUUACCAAUCUAAACACUAUCAAGAGUUUCUUUUGGUUUAGUGCUGAGUUCGUCCAGCACAUAAUUUACGGACUCCUUGAGUUUAUGGGCUCAUACGCAGCAUAGAAUAUCAGAGAAAAUUGCAAAAUGGACCUUCUAGAGACGUAUACGUAAGUUAGAUAGAUUCUAAUACAUAAAUAAUUGUACUACUCUUACUGAAAUAUCUCCAAAGAAUGUGUAAUCCUGAAGCUCUAUAGGCGUACUGUUCAAAUUAUUUCCUUACUAAUUAAAAUGUAUCCCCAUAUUGUUAAUUUAUAUUUUAUAAAACAAGGGUGUAACACAACAUAUGUUUUAAUUACGUCAAGAAAUGUACAAUCUACUCAUGCAAAUAAACACUUUAAGUAAUAACACGAA
This is a messenger RNA of Homalodisca vitripennis (glassy-winged sharpshooter), 1522 nucleotides long. RefSeq lists its product as uncharacterized. The transcript has 6 exons. The coding region runs from base 194 to 1060 and encodes 288 amino acids. The record is from RefSeq and is a predicted model, not a curated record. Lineage: Eukaryota; Metazoa; Arthropoda; Insecta; Hemiptera; Cicadellidae.